UCCGGUUUGUGACGAACCCAGCUCGAGGUUUGAAAGAAGCUAAAACCCCGAAAAAGUUUCUAUUUCGUCAAGUUGAAAGGUUCCUGUAGACGAUAAUGCCAAGAGGGGGUGCAAGAGGAGGUGGCAGAGGAGCCAAGCGUAUAUUCAAGGGUCAGAGACGACAUUUCACAAAUGAAGACCAAAUCAAUUCAGACUUGGAGAAAGCUGAGCGUGAACAGCAAUGGCGGAAAGCAAGAGGAGAGGUUGGUGUUGGUGAUGAUGGAGUACAGCCCGGAGACCUCCCACCCUCUGACUCGGAAUCAGAGGAGACAGACUCGGAAGAUGAAGUGGCAAAACCAAAAGGAGUGGCACAUUUGAUUGAAAUAGAGAACCCUAACAGAAAGAAUCGUUCUCAACUAAGGAAGGUUACAGAUGAUGCUGCUAAUACAAAGACAGAGUUAUCCAGGAGAGAAAGAGAGGAAAUAGAAAAACAACAAGCAAGAGAAAACUACCAGAAACAACACAUGGCUGGUAAUACAGAGGAGGCAAGGGCAGAUUUGGCCAGACUGGCAAUCAUCCGAAAACAGAGGGAGGAGGCAGCAAAGAAACGUGAUCUAGAGGCUGAGAAAGCCAAACAAGCAGCAGCAAAGAAAAAAUCCUGAUAUUGCUACGCAUAGAUAAUUCAAAUAUUUAAAUGAAUGAAGAUGUUUAAGGAAUGGGGAUACAGCCAGACUAAAGUGAUGGAUGGUGGGGGUGAGGUCAGAGGCUUCCCUCUAAGGCAUGUUACAUUAACCUGGACCUGCGGCUGACAGCUUCCUUGGUUGUUGUGUUCUCUAUAAGUCUUUUCCAUUGUUACCCAAAUUAAAGUUACAUUGUACUUGAUAUACACACAUGGUAGACAUUAACAAUAAUUUGAAUUUAAGAAAUAUCACAUAUUAUUAUUAUAAUAUCUACAGUGCAUUUUGAUUCAAAUUUACAAAUGGUAAUCGUGAAUACACUAUUCCCUAGCACAAUUUGUAUCUCCUCCUUACUGAUCAUCUUUAUAGCUCACAGUUCAGGCAAGGAGGAGAGAUUCUUCAAAAAUUAACAGAUUGAGAAUUAAAUUUCUAUAGAGCAAUUUCAGGGAUGUUUCACAUAGCUUCUAUAAUAGAAGAUUAAAGAAGAGGAAAAAGGAAUAGAUGUUUUGUAUUUCAAAUAGUGUUGUGAAUAUACCACAAUGCCUAAAUAUCCACUGUGGCAGGUAUACUUGUCAAAUUUGUAAGAAACUGUUUUCUACUUACAACAUUGUUAUACUUUAUAAUCUUACACACCUACAAUAAAUGAUGCAAAUAUUUAGUAAAUUGUCAGUAGAAGCGCUUAAUUGCUUGAAGUCUUUUUAUGUUAGGUAUAUAAAUGCAGGUGUACAUGCUAAAAGUCUGAAAUGACUAUGCAAUUUUUGUACCAUAAUUUAUUACCUAGGUAAAUGAUAAAAGAGAAAAAUACCUAUGGGUUUGUCUGUAAAACAUCCAAUCAUGUAAUAGUGAUUAAUUUUCAUGUCAAGAUCAAUUAUUUAUAUUUUGGUACCAUCAGGAUGCAUCAAGAUAUACUGAGAGUCCAUUACUUUUCUUAUUACUUGUUCAAAUGAAGAUGUUUUGAGACCCAGACGUUGACAAGGGUUCCAUAAACAAAAUGUUUCAGCAAAUUCCCAAUCCUCACGAUCAUGAAACGAUGACAGCUGAAAAAAUAACUUGGGAGAGGACACAUGUUUGUGUACUUCACGUAGUUAUAAUUGCCAAAUAGAAACAUUUCCAGUUUAAAAAAGAAAAGAAACAGAAUCAUGUUAAUUUUUCUCUCUAUCUUGUAUAAAUUAUGCUGAAAGUUUUAGAAUUUUCAUUCAGAUAUAUAGUUUCUGAUUCAUCCAUCAUGUGCACAUAAACAUGUUUGCAUUUUUUUCUCAUUCGAGAAUUUUUUAAUACUUAACAGCUAUGAGUUUUCUAACCUAUUUUCAUCGUUGUUUUGAUGAUUUGAGAAUUUCUGGAACAUGUUCUCUUGUCUGAAGAGUUUUAAGUGUAAACUCUCAAUACAUAGUAUCAUUUUAUCAAAAUUUAAUUUGAAAACAUGUUUACAAUGCACAAUAAUGUGUAUUGUCACAAUAAACUGAAUUACCAGUCUUUUAAAACAAAAUUUGAUUGCCCAAGAUUAAUUAUCUUACAAGCUGAUUUUAUUUUGGGAUGUCUUUGUUAUUACUGGUAUUUACUGUUUUUAAAAAUGUGAAUAAAUGAUAUAAGCUUCAAUAAUAAUGAAAUUUCAAAUUCUGUUUUGGAGACGGAAUGUUUGGUCUAUACUUACAAGAUAGUUAACUCAAAAACAAUUUAAGCUUCUCCAACCUUUAAAUGAUAAAAUGAAUGGAAUUUUAUAUCAAAUUAUGAAAUACAGUUUAGAGGAAAUUAUUUUAUUGCAAGUAUAAAUUACUGAUGGUAAAAUGAUAUUUUUAUGACACCAUUAAGACUUCCAAAAUUUGGAUAAAUUUGGAGAAUGGUCUUUCUUUUGUAUUGAUGUAUCCAUUGUGUUUAAAAGUUUGUGGUAUGCUUUCUGAAGUCAACAUUAAAGUGCUCAAAAAGUAGUGGUACAUGUAGAAUGAUUGGAAUGUAAAUCAUGUGAUUUUCUCAAAGCAAAUGCAUUAUUACAUGUCUUAGGUGGCAUUAUGGUAUAUUGACAUUUUCUGUAAACAUAGGGUUACUGCUACCAUAAUGGUCAAGUGCUAUUCUGAAUAAAAUAUCUCAUGUUUAUUUCA
Ylistrum balloti is the source of this 2752-nucleotide messenger RNA. RefSeq names its product 28 kDa heat- and acid-stable phosphoprotein-like. Bases 96 to 641 code for a protein of 181 amino acids. Gene Ontology annotation, cellular component: cytosol. The transcript has 6 exons. NCBI's taxonomy places the organism in Eukaryota, Metazoa, Mollusca, Bivalvia, Pectinida, Pectinidae. Gene Ontology annotation, molecular function: RNA binding. The record is from RefSeq and is a predicted model, not a curated record.